This is a messenger RNA of Dromiciops gliroides (monito del monte), 1023 nucleotides long. Its product is annotated as mas-related G-protein coupled receptor member X4-like. Lineage: Eukaryota; Metazoa; Chordata; Mammalia; Microbiotheria; Microbiotheriidae. Gene Ontology annotation, cellular component: membrane. The coding region runs from base 1 to 1023 and encodes 340 amino acids. The record is from RefSeq and is a predicted model, not a curated record. Gene Ontology annotation, molecular function: G protein-coupled receptor activity. The transcript has a single exon. Gene Ontology annotation, biological process: G protein-coupled receptor signaling pathway.
AUGGCUGUGUCCCCCACACCUGGGCAAUUGGAAUAUGUUAAUGACGACGCAAGGAAGAGCAGCCCAAGUUUAGCUAUUGGGGUACCUAGCUGGAUGCGGAUCCUUUCUCUGAUCAUAGCCGGCGUUGGGCUGGUGGGGAACAGCAUCGUCCUGUGGCUCCUGGGCUUCCGCAUCCCCAGGAAUCCCUUCUCUGUCUAUAUCCUCAACCUGGCCGGGGCUGACGCCCUCUUCCUUUGCAGCUUUUUUUUUUUUAUCUUUAUAGAGAGAUUUGUUGGAUAUUUUCCUUAUGUUUUCGAGUGUUUGAUAACAGCCACAUUCUUCUACACUGUGGGCCUGAGCCUUCUGACUGCGAUCAGCACCGAGCGCUGUCUGGCGGUGCUCUUCCCCUCCUGGUACCUACAAGAUCGCCCCAAACACACGUCUGCAGUGGUGUGCGCUGUCCUCUGGGCUCUGUGUAUUAUGUUCUGGGUAGCGGAUUUAGUCUUUUGCAGUUACGUAAUCCACCCGUUUGCCUGUUUCAUCUUCCCGGACGUCCUGGUCGUGUGGUUAAUCCACUUCACUCCAGUGCUGGGCGUGUCCAGCCUGACUCUGCUGCUGAAGGUCAGGUGCAGCUCCCAGCGCCGGCAGCGCCCCAGGCUCUACCUCCUGGUGCUGCUCAUGGUCCUGGUGUUCCUGAUCUGCGGCUUGCCCCCGGGGAUCCAGGGUGGAAUGAGGUCCUUGGGUUUAGCUUUCAUGCCUUAUUGGCUCCUUUUGCUCCUGGUCUGUGUGAACAGCAGCGCAAACCCUUUCAUUUACUUCUUGCUGGGCAGUCGAUGGCCUAGAAUAGGGAGGGAGCCCCUCAGGGUGGUCCUACUGAGGGCCCUGGCGGACGAGCACGAGUUGGAGAGCACUAGAAGGCAUGUGCCACACCAACACCCGGGAGACAGUAUUCUCAUGAUAAGAAGAUGGUCGGGCACGGGAGCCCAUGAAGUGAGCUCUCUGCCCCAAAUGCACUCCACUUCCCACCUCCCUGUGCGGGGUUAG